Messenger RNA from Physeter macrocephalus (sperm whale), 1149 nucleotides. RefSeq names its product COP9 signalosome subunit 3 (gene COPS3). Gene Ontology annotation, biological process: ubiquitin-dependent protein catabolic process. NCBI's taxonomy places the organism in Eukaryota, Metazoa, Chordata, Mammalia, Artiodactyla, Physeteridae. Bases 82 to 1134 code for a protein of 350 amino acids. The transcript is spliced from 9 exons. The record is from RefSeq and is a predicted model, not a curated record. Gene Ontology annotation, cellular component: COP9 signalosome.
GGACGUGACGUCAUCGCCUUCGAGGCCCUCCAGUGGGUCGCCGGUCCUCGUCCCGCGCGCGCAGCCUCCGCCGCCGGGAACAUGGCGUCUGCCCUGGAGCAGUUCGUCAACAGCGUCCGCCAGCUCUCGGCCCAAGGGCAGAUGACUCAGCUUUGUGAACUGAUCAACAAGAGUGGGGAACUCCUUGCGAAGAACUUAUCCCAUCUGGACACGGUGCUUGGGGCUCUGGAUGUCCAGGAGCACUCCCUGGGAGUCCUUGCUGUUUUGUUUGUGAAGUUCUCUAUGCCCAGCAUUCCUGACUUCGAGACGCUGUUCUCACAGGUUCAGCUCUUCAUCAGCACUUGUAACGGGGAGCACAUUCGCUAUGCAACAGACACCUUUGCUGGGCUUUGCCAUCAGCUAACAAAUGCACUUGUGGAAAGGAAACAGCCCCUGCGCGGAAUCGGCGUCCUUAAGCAGGCCAUUGACAAGAUGCAGAUGAACACAAACCAGUUGACCUCCGUCCAUGCUGACCUUUGCCAGCUGUGUUUGCUGGCGAAGUGCUUUAAGCCCGCCCUCCCGUACCUGGACGUGGACAUGGUGGACAUCUGCAAAGAGAAUGGGGCCUACGAGGCCAAGCACUUCCUGUGCUACUAUUACUACGGCGGGAUGGUCUACACCGGGCUGAAGAACUUCGAGCGAGCACUCUACUUCUACGAGCAGGCCAUCGCCACCCCUGCUAUGGCCGUCAGCCACAUCAUGCUGGAGGCAUAUAAGAAGUAUAUCCUCGUUUCUUUGAUACUGCUUGGCAAAGUGCAGCAGCUGCCAAAAUACACGUCUCAAAUUGUGGGUAGAUUCAUUAAGCCUCUUAGCAACGCGUACCACGAGUUAGCGCAAGUUUAUUCCACCAACAACCCCUCGGAGCUCCGCAACCUGGUGACCAAGCACAGCGAGACCUUCACUCGUGACAGCAACAUGGGGCUGGUGAAGCAGUGCCUGUCCUCGCUGUACAAGAAGAACAUCCAGAGGCUCACCAAGACCUUUUUAACGCUGUCCUUACAAGACAUGGCGAGUCGCGUGCAGUUGUCGGGGCCUCAGGAGGCCGAGGAGUACGUCUUGCACAUGGUGAGUGUGUCGCUGUUUUCCAAAAAGUAACCACUGGAUUCUUGU